Messenger RNA from Saccharomyces kudriavzevii IFO 1802, 927 nucleotides. It is a transcript of the gene VAM7, whose product is annotated as Vam7p. NCBI's taxonomy places the organism in Eukaryota, Fungi, Ascomycota, Saccharomycetes, Saccharomycetales, Saccharomycetaceae. Gene Ontology annotation, molecular function: phosphatidylinositol binding. The record is from RefSeq and is a predicted model, not a curated record. Bases 1 to 927 code for a protein of 308 amino acids. The transcript has a single exon.
AUGAGUGACAAGCUAAGGAUACAUGUGGAUGGUGUUGACAUCAAACCCAAAUACGUUUUAUACAGGAUCAGCACGCCGACCAAGCUUUUUUACAAGAGAUAUUCCGAGUUCUGGAGACUGAAAACACAAUUGGAGAAGCAAAUCGGGAGUUCCAUACCAUACGAUUUCCCUGAGAAGCCCAGUGUGCUGGACAAAAUGUGGAAAAGAAGAUAUGACGAUCCAGAAAUGAUUGACGAAAGACGUGUUGGGCUAGAAAGGUUUCUCAAUGAGCUGUACAACGAUCGUUUUGAUUCUCGAUGGAGAGACACAAAAAUCGCACAAAAUUUCUUGCAAUUGUCCAAAGCAAAGGCCUCUCAGGAGGAACCAAAACAGCGUCAAGAAGCUGAUGACGAAAUAAGAUGGGAUGAGUUGAUCCGAGAUGUCAAGUUAGAUUUAGAUGAGGAAAGUGAUGAUACGCCCAGUGUACGUAGAGUACUAAGAGCACGCACAAAGCUGCACAAAUUACGAGAACGAUUAGAACGAGAUGUGCAAAAGAAGUCACUUCCGGGAACGGAAGUGACCCGUCGCGCUGCUCUGUUGAGAUCGUUACUCAAAGAAUGUGAUAAUAUUGGCGUGGCGAACACCACACAGGACCGAGGACGGCUUCUGGGGGUCGCCGCUGCAGAAACAUCUUCAAACACAGACUCUCAAGGGAGAACUAACAGCGAUUUGCAACAGGGGCAGGUACAAAUGGUACGCGAUCAAGAACAGGAAUUGGUCGCGUUGCACCGGAUUAUCCAGGCCCAACGUGGAUUAGCCUUGGACAUGAACGAAGAACUGCAAACGCAAAACGAAUUGCUCACGGCCCUCGAAGAUGACGUCGACAAUACGGGCAGGAGGUUGCAGAUGGCUAACAGGAGGGCCAGGCAAUUCAAUAACAGUGCCUAA